AUGGCCUCCUUCUCUGAGCUCCCCUGCAUCUACUCUGCCCUCAUCCUCCACAACGACGAGGUGACGGCCCUGAACAACGUCAACACUGGGAGCCUUAUCUGCAAUGUAGGGACUGGUGGGCCUGAUCCAGCAGCUGGAGUCGCACCAGCAGUGGAAGCAAAGAAGGAAGAAUCCGAGUCCGAGGAGUCUAAUGACGACAUGGGCUUUGGUCUUUUUGACUAA
Myodes glareolus (Bank vole) is the source of this 222-nucleotide messenger RNA. NCBI's taxonomy places the organism in Eukaryota, Metazoa, Chordata, Mammalia, Rodentia, Cricetidae. The record is from RefSeq and is a predicted model, not a curated record.